CCUUCUCAUCCCAAUUCAGACCCUUCAAAAGCCCACAUCACACUACGUUAGAAAGAAGAGCAUAGCAUAGUCGAAGCAAUGGCUUUAGGGUUUUUUGCUUGUUUAGCUUCAUUGGCUCUGUUUUUGGUGUUCGCAGAGGCCAGGAUUCCAGGUGUUUACACUGGUGGCUCCUGGCAGAGUGCUCAUGCUACUUUCUAUGGCGGCAAUGAUGCCUCUGGAACCAUGGGAGGUGCUUGCGGUUACGGGAACUUGUACAGCCAAGGCUACGGCGUGAACACUGCUGCACUAAGCACUGCGUUGUUCAACAAUGGCCUCAGCUGCGGUGCCUGCUUUGAAAUCAAGUGUGCGAACGAGCCUCAAUGGUGCCACUCUGGUAGUCCCUCCAUCUUCAUCACUGCCACUAACUUCUGCCCUCCCAAUUACGCCCUCCCCAACGACAAUGGCGGCUGGUGCAAUCCUCCUCGCCCCCACUUCGACCUCGCCAUGCCCAUGUUCCUCAAGAUUGCCGAGUACCGCGCCGGCAUUGUCCCCGUCUCCUUUCGCCGGGUUCCUUGCCGGAAACAGGGAGGGAUCAGGUUCACAAUCAACGGCUUCCGUUACUUCAACUUGGUUUUGAUCACAAACGUCGCAGGUGCAGGUGAUAUUGUGAAGGUGAGCGUGAAGGGGACGAAGACUGGGUGGAUGAGCCUGAGCCGUAACUGGGGUCAGAAUUGGCAGUCCAAUGCUGUUCUGUUUGGUCAGUCACUCUCGUUCAGGGUCACAGGGAGCGACCGACGCACCUCCACGUCGUGGAACGUCGUUCCGUCUGGCUGGCAAUUUGGUCAAACUUUUACCGGCAAGAAUUUCAGAGUCUGAAUUCUGAAUCAAGAAUGAUCAGUUUAAUGUUUUUCUUUUUAAAGUGUGGUCUUGGAAAGUUUUUUGAGUUCGAGGGUAGAAGGCAAGUGUAAUGAAUUUGUAAGCAGCUGAAGUGGCUGUUGCAAUUUGCAAGGAUGUAGCCCGCAGCCUUGUCUUUGUGUGACAUUAAUAUAAAAUAUAGUUAUAUAGUUAUCUAUUUACGUUA
Tripterygium wilfordii is the source of this 1060-nucleotide messenger RNA. RefSeq names its product expansin-A4. Gene Ontology annotation, biological process: plant-type cell wall organization. The record is from RefSeq and is a predicted model, not a curated record. The coding region runs from base 79 to 855 and encodes 258 amino acids. Gene Ontology annotation, cellular component: extracellular region. The transcript has 3 exons. Lineage: Eukaryota; Viridiplantae; Streptophyta; Magnoliopsida; Celastrales; Celastraceae.